Molecule: messenger RNA, 7472 nt
Organism: Dunckerocampus dactyliophorus (ringed pipefish)
Lineage: Eukaryota; Metazoa; Chordata; Actinopteri; Syngnathiformes; Syngnathidae
Gene: brwd3
Product: bromodomain and WD repeat domain containing 3
Exons: 39
Coding region: 135-5504 (1789 amino acids)
Biological process (GO): regulation of transcription by RNA polymerase II; regulation of cell shape; cytoskeleton organization
Cellular component (GO): nucleus
Molecular function (GO): protein binding
Source: RefSeq, a predicted model, not a curated record
CAGCGACCAACUUCGGAGAGGCCAGUCACUAACGUUAGCCCUUUUAGCUGCACACGACUAGCUACUAGCUAGCCGGCGGCUAACGAGCGAGCCAAAACAUCAGUUUGUCUUAAUGCCGCCUGCCCUAUUAAGCCAUGGCACGAGAACAGUUCUCACAAAUCGAAUGCGAACUAUAUUACCUCAUUGCCAGGUUUCUGCAAUCUGGACCUUGUCAAAAAGCAGCACAGGUUCUGAUCGAGGAGCUGGAAGAGUAUGAGUUGAUCCCACAACGAUGGAGUUGGGGCGGAAAUAAAUAUAAACGGACCUUCCAAGAUUGGGUGGUUUUGAAUGCGCACAUUCCUGCCGACUAUCUUCUUCGUCUUUGUAAACGUAUAGGCCCACUUGUAGAGAAGGAGAUCCCUCCUAGUGUUCCUGGAGUCCAAACACUUCUGGGCCUGGGAAGACAGUCUUUGCUUCGUACCACCAAAAGUUGUAGUCACAAAGUAUGCAGUGGUUCAGCUGUUGCUGCACUUCACAGGGGACGUCCCCCGGAACCCCCAGUCAUCAAUGGAUAUUCUACCAAUGUUGUGUCCAUCAUGGGCGCUCGUCAGACCACUGGUGCAGUUCGUUUUGGCCAGGUGCUGCCAUGUUCUUCCUACCAACACAUGAAGAUACACAAACGUAUCCUUGGCCAUCUUUCUUCAGUUUUCUGUGUCGCCUUUGACCGCACUGGUCGUCGAAUAUUUACGGGUUCAGAUGACUGCCUUGUAAAAAUCUGGGCCACAGAUGACGGGCGGCUUCUUUCAACUCUCCGUGGCCACUCAGCAGAGAUCUGCGAUAUGGCUGUCAACUAUGAGAACACACUCAUUGCCUCGGCUAGCUGUGACAAAAUCAUCAGAGUGUGGUGCCUGCGGACAUGUGCGCCCAUUACGGUGCUUCAAGCGCAUGCUGCCUCCAUCACAUCCAUUCAGUUCUGUCCUUCCGCUAAGGGAACGACGCGAUACUUGGCCUCUACAGGUGCAGAUGGCAUGGUGUGUUUCUGGAAGUGGUACUCUCUCAGCAUGAAAUUCAAUGAUCAGCCUGUCAAAUUUGUUGAGCGGUCACGUCCAGGUGUGCAGGUCUCCACUUCUUCCUUCAGUUCUGGUGGAAUGUUCAUGGCGACGGGUGGUAGCGAUCACAUGAUCAGGGUGUACUACCUUGGUGCUGAAACUCCAAUGAAGGUGUCAGAGUUGGAUGCUCAUACAGAUAAAGUUGUGGUAGUCCAGUUUUGCAGUACCAGUGACAGUCUCAGGUUUGUGAGCGGCAGUCGCGAUGGCACAGCCAGGAUUUGGCAUUACCAACGACAGGAGUGGAAGAGCAUCGCUUUAGACAUGGCUGCCAGGCUUCCAGGGAGUUCUGUCGUGAAUGGAGACGAUAAAACCAAGCUGGUGGUGACCAUGGUAGCUUGGGAUCGCACAGACCACGUCCUCAUCACAGCGGUGUCAAACUAUCAGCUCAAAGUGUGGAACACAACUACUGGAGAGCUGCUGCAUGUUUUGUCUGGUCAUGAUGAUGAGGUGUUUGUGCUGGAGGCGCACCCAUUUGACUCCCGCAUCAUGUUGUCAGCCGGCCAUGACGGAAACGUUUACAUCUGGGAUGUGACCACGGGAGUGAAGAUUCGCAACUUCUUCAACAUGAUUGAAGGCCAAGGUCAUGGAGCUAUUUAUGACUGCAAGUUCUCAGCCGAUGGGCAGCAUUUUGCCUGCACUGACUCACAUGGCCAUUUGCUCAUCCUCGGCUUCGGUUGUAGCACUCCAUAUGAGAAGAUACCUGAGCAGAUGUUCUUCCACACGGAUUACCGGCCUCUUAUCCGUGACUCCAACAACUACGUCCUGGAUGAGCAGACGCAGCAGGCCCCGCACCUCAUGCCUCCGCCCUUCCUGGUGGAUGUCGACGGGAAUCCCCACCCUCCACACUAUCAGCGCCUGGUGCCAGGAAGAGAAACCUGCAAGGAAGAUCAGCUUAUACCUCAACUUGGAUACAUGGCUAACAGUGAGGGGGAGUUGGUUGAGCAGGUUCUUGGCCAACAAACUGCGGAAAAUGGUGAAAACAUUUUGGACAACCUCAUCAGACAGUUGCAGAAUGAGCAGGAUGAGCGUCAGAAUGCAGAACGCCAGGCUGAUGAAGCUGAGGGUGAUGCAGUGGAGGUGGUUGCCUCCUCUCCAACUGUGGGUCCUCGCAGGAGUGGGCAGGUGGAUGGCGUGUGGCAGAUGCAGCAUAAUUCCCUGCGUAGUCAGUUGGCAACCGAGCGAGACCUGCUGGCCUGGAGCCGCAGGGUUGUGGUCAAUGAGGUGCCACAAGGAAUAUUCAAAGUUAUGGAGGAAAGCAGACAAGCCAAGAGUGACAUGGAAUGUUUUUUGUACAACGCAGAGAGGAGGAAAAAAACUGUAACUUGUCCACCCAAGACGCAGCCGUUGACAACAAGGCUGCGCUCCUUGCGGCCGACAAAGAAAAAGCCGAAGCACCACACAUAUCAGACGCGCUCAGCUCAAAUCCGCCGUCCAAACAGGAGUGGCCGUGAACGUACUUCUGGCAGCCAUGUAGACUCCGACAGUGAGAGAGACGCAGCAGAACAAGCAGUGGCCAGCGAUGCUUCCUCUGACAGUGAAGCUCGGUGGCAGAGUGAAAGCAGCUCCAGUGACUCCUCCAGCGAGUACUCAGACUGGACUGCCGAUGCAGGGAUCAACCUGCAACCCCCGAAGCGCUCAAGCAGGAGGCUCGUCCAGCCCUCAUGUUACAGCAGUUCCGAGGAGGAGGAAGCGGAUGACAAUGCAAAGGAGGAGAAGAAGGAAAGAGGGGAGAAGAAGAAAAAGCCCAAAGAGAUCAAACAGAAACCCACAACCUCUCUGGGUGGACUUGACGCGGAGGCGUGGCUUCCACCUUCAUGGAUCAUGGAGACCAUCCCGCAUCGUUCCCCUUUUGUACCACAAAUGGGAGAUGAGCUCAUCUACUUCAAGCAGGGCCAUCAGGCCUAUGUUCGAGCGGUCCGUAGGGCCAAGUCUUACAGCAUCAACCCUCAGAAGCAACCAUGGAACAAACUCAACCUCAGGGACCAGGAAUCAGUGAAGGUGGUCGGAAUUAAGUAUGAAGUGGGACCUCCCACUCUCUGCUGUCUAAAACUGGCAUUCUUGGACCCCGUGUCAGGGAAGAUGACCAACGAAUCAUUCUCCUUAAAGUACCAUGACAUGCCUGAUGUCAUAGAUUUCCUGGUAUUGCAACAGUUCUACAAUGAGGCUAAAGAGCACAACUGGCAGCCAGGUAUGAGAUUCCGCAGCAUCAUUGAUGACGCCUGGUGGUUUGGCUUAGUGGAAGACCAAGAGCCUUUGCAACUGGAAUAUCCAGACAGCCUUUUUCAGUGCUUUGCAGUCAAGUGGGAUAAUGGUGAGCAGGAGAAAAUGAGUCCUUGGGACAUGGAACCUAUUCCCGAGGAAGCUGCAUUACCUGACCAGGUGGGUGAUGGUGUGGAGGUGGCAGAGGAGGAGCUCCAAGCUCUGCUCUACAAGCCUCAGGAAGGAGAGUGGGGUGCUCACACGCCAGAUGAAGAAUGUGAGAGGAUCAUCCAUGGCAUCGAUCAGCUGCUUACACUUGAUGUAGCCAAACCCUUUGCUUCACCUGUAAAUCUACAGCAGUAUCCUCUGUACUGCACUGUGGUGGCUUACCCCACUGACAUCAGUACGAUCCACAAACGUCUGGAGAACCGUUUCUACAGACGCAUCUCCGCUCUGAUGUGGGAGGUGCGCUACAUUGAACACAACGCCCGCACUUUCAACGAACCCCAGAGCCCAAUUGUAGCAGCAGCCAAAGUGGUGACCGAUGUUCUCCUCCGCUACAUCGGAGACCAGAGCUGCACAGACAUCUUGAAUCUUUAUCAUAAACUGAAGUCUGAGGUCAGCAGUGGAGAAGAUCAAGAGGUAGAGCUCGAUGUGGAUUCGGACACUCCAGGGACAUCCACAGGACGUCGGGAAAGCAACUCAAAGAAGCGCGGUGUUGUUUUAGAUGUGAGAAUGUGGCACGGUCAGUGUCGAGAGCUGCUGCGUAAGAUGAUCUCCUCCCCCGAUUCUCAGCCGUUCAGACAGCCAGUGGAUCUCUUUGAGUAUCCGGUAAAGCAAUCAGCAAGAACAUCUUGUAGUCUUCACACAGUGAUGACAAUUGGAGCUUUACUGAUCUCCUUUGUUCAGGAUUAUCGAGACAUCAUUGACACACCCAUGGAUCUGGGUACUGUGUCGGAGACGCUGGUUGCUGGGAAUUAUGAGAACCCGAUUGAGUUUGCCAAAGAUGUCCGCCUUAUUUUCAGCAACUCCAAAGCAUAUACACCUAACAAGAAAUCUCAGAUCUACACCAUGACCCUCAGCUUGUCUGCCUUCUUUGAAAAGAACAUCAUUGCCAUCAUUUCUGAUUACAAGUCAGCCAUUCAAAAUGAACGACGAGCUCGUCAAAGAGAGAGUUACAGGAAUAGGUUGCACAAUGGAGGCAGCUCGCCAACUAUGAGCUCCAAAAGGAAGCACAAGUCAGGAACAUUGUCACAGCCCAAAAAAGGUCAGACCUCAGUGAAGAAUCGCUCUCAGAAACCUCAUCUAGCCCAGCAAAGCAGCAAUGGAGCACAAGAGGAGGAGGAGGAGGAGGAGGAGGAGGACGACGUCCAGGCUUCUUCACCCAGUUCAGAGACCAGUAGCGACAACAGAAACCAGAAGCGUCACCGCAAAAAGCCCACCAAGAAGUCAGGAUUCAAGCUCAAGCUGCCGCAGAUGACCAUCUCAGAGCGGCGGCGCGGUCCAGACCGGCCUCAGUCUGACGACGACGGGGAGGAGUCCCGGUCCAACAGCUCAUCGUCCUCGUCAUCCUCUGUGUCGUCGUCUUCUUCGUCGUCUUCGUCGUCGUCGGAGAGCGAGAGCAGCUCGGAAGGCGAGGGGGAGAAGUACGUGGAAGGAGGAGAUCACGACUACAGCAAAGCGCCGUGUUUGUCGCUGCGUCUCUCUCUGAAGGGCAAGUUGGUCGCCUCAGGGAAGAGGAAACACAAAGAGGAAGAGGGCAUCUCGAAGGGCGUGAAGAAAGCACGAUUGCAGCAGCCCGUAGAGGAGGAAGAGGAGGAGAACGAAGAAGAAGAAGAAGAAGAGGAGGAGGAGGAGGAGGAAGAAGAGGAGCUGCUACAGCCAGGAAAUAUCAAACCAGAUCAGCAAGAGGAAGAAGAAGAAGAAGAAGAGGAGGAGGAGGAGGAAGAGGAGGAAGAAGAAGAGGAGGACGAGGAGGAGCAGCAGUUCACAACAGGAGCAGCAGUGGCUCCGCCCUCUGCCAAAGCCUCAGGGAGUUCUCGCCAGGUGAUCACUCGCAACCGAGGCCGCAGGACAGUGGUGUACCAGGACGAGUCAGAGGACGAUGGUCAUGGCUCCAAGGACGACCCCCUUAACCUGGGCAGGUCACGCUCGGGACGGGUACGUCGCAUGACAGAGAAAGCUCGCGUCAGCCACAUCAUGGGUUGGAGCCACUGAACCUCAGAAAAACACUCAGCUACACUGCAGGGAUUUUUCUUCUUUUUGUACAGGUGUGUAUAGAAUAAAUAGGAAUCUAAACCAUGACUUUUUCCAUCUGAGACUGUUCAAUGGUGCUAACAUGUUGCCAAGGUGGGGUGUUUGCCUCCCUGGCUGAUAGCUGCUGGUCAUCACGGACCUCCUCCUUCACCUUGGCCUUACUGGUACCCCUCUUCCUCUGCUUUUCAUCCUCACAGUCCAGCCUUCUUUCUGCUUGUUCACUCUCCACCGGCCACCAAAGAAAGAAAGCGGGGAUGCAGCAACAUGAUGCAUGUUCUCUGUUCAGUAUCUGUUGAUGUUUUCACUUCCUGCCUUUUCCUUCCACACCUCUCGGCACGUCGUCGUCAUUCUGAUGUUGAUGUGCUUCACAAACUAGCACCAAGAAGAACUUGUAAAUAUUACAUCUUUCCCACUCGCUCCCCUUUAAUGGCAUUAAUUGUUUUUUUUUUCUUUUUCUUCGUGAAAUAUCUGCAUCCUAUUUGUACACUUCCAAGAUGGAUGCCUCCAUGUAGGCUUCCUCUCAAAGGGACUCUGGUAUCCAGACUAUCUUCCACAGAUAUAUUUAUUUUUCCAUUGUAUCAUACUUGCAUUGACCGUGAAAUAUUUUGCACAUUUUUAUCUUCUCCAUGUUGGCAGCUUAGUCAUGAAGAUAAUGGAGGAAAGGUGAACAUUUUUGUGUGCCAGCACCGUCUCAUUUCUAAUUUUCCCAAACAAGCAAAACGGGAUGCGGCUAAAAAGAGAAGCUGUUUUGAGAUUUCUGGAAUCACAAUAUGUCCACUGAUGUCCACUGAUGUUUACAGGGUGCCCAAAUCAGUCGAUUUCAAACAACCUGUAAACAAACGGCACGAACUUGAUGGGUUAUUUUCAUUUAUGUAGUGGAUGGAUCUCAAGUCUGGCUUAGCAUUAGUCCACACAUAAAUGUAACGUUCUACUGUACUGUAGCUGGAACAAAUCAACUUUGUGACUUUUAUAGGCGGCGUUCAGAUUUUUUUUUUUUUUUUUUUUUUUAAUAAACAAUACAAAUUUCUUAUGAGCUUUUUGUUUUCUGUCCCUUGGUGUACAAAGAGUGGCCUGGGGGCCAUUUGUACAGUGAUACCUCUGUUUUUGUUGUUAAUCAGUUCAAAAAGGUGAGACAAAAACCAAAGCAACUGCUCAAGGCUGCAGACCUUGUGUUUUCAAAACUCCUUGCCUGCGCUUUCCUUAUUGAUAUAAUUUGAAUAAAUAUUAGGGCUGUCAAAUGAGUUAACAUUUUUAAUCAGUGUAAUCAAGCUGAUUAAUUAAUUAAUUGAUUUCCAUUGAUCUUCUUCCGCAUAUCUGAGAUCGGGUCGUGGGGGCAGCAGCAGCCUAAGCAGGGAAGGCCAGACUUCCCUCUCCCCAGCUACUUCGACCAGUUCCUCCCAGCAGAUCCAAAGACGUUCCCAGGCCAGUUGAGAGACAUGGUCUCUCCAACGUGUCCUGGGUCUUCCCCGAGGUCUCCUACCACUCGGACGUGCCCUCAACACCUCUCCAGGGAGGCGUCCGGGAGGCAUUCUAACCAGAUGCCCAAGCCACCUCAUCUGGCUCCUCUCAAUGCAGAGGAGCAGCGGUUCUACUCUUGAGUUUCUCCCGGAUGACAGUGCUUUUCACCUUAUCUCUAAGGGAGAGCCCAGCCACCCUUUGGAGAAAACUCAUUUCGGCCGCUUGUACCUGCGAUCUUGUCCUUUCGGUCACUACCCAAAGCUCAUGACCAUAGGUGAGGGUAGGAACGUAGAUUGACCGGUAAAUUGAGAGCUUUGCCUUUCAGCUCAGCUCUCUCUUCACCACAACAGGCCGAUGCAGAGUCCGCAUCACUGCGGGAUCUCAUCCCCGACCCGGAGAUGGCACAGGUGCUGAUUCUCAUCUCAGCCGCUUCACACUCAGCUGUGAACUGAUCCAGUGAGAGUUGAAGGU